AUGACGAAGAAUCUGGUCCUCGAUCCCUCUCACGCGGAGGCACCUACUCGCGACCACCAGAAUUACCCUAGCAGUCUGCCGGAAGCAAAAGAGACGAGACUACACCCUACCAAUGCAGGUGGAGAGAAUGCAAGUUUGUACUUUGUUGGCACUGCGACCACGAUAUUAGAAUGGGAAGGCAUCCGUCUCAUGACCGAUCCCAACUUCCUACACGCCGGAGACCACGUUCAUCUCGGCCCUGGCGUAACCGGAACCAGACAAACAAACCCAGCACUCGACUUGCACGAACUCCCUCGCAUCGAUGCAGUCCUGCUAUCCCACUACCACGCCGACCACUUUGACGAAAAAGUAGAGGCAUCGUUACGUCGCUCUUUACCCAUCAUCACCACUCCUCACGCCAAAGAUCACUUGACCUCCAAAGGCGAAGACGAGUCUUUCAGCAAAGUCUACGAUCUAGAUUUCUUCCAGAGUAUGUUUGUGGAUAUUCGGAAGUCUGGGACUACGCAUGAGGCCACGAGCAAGAAAGUACCGGCUGUGAAGGUCACGGGUAUGCCUGGUAAACAUGUGCCGCAGGGACUGUUGAGUAAAGCCAAUGAUUUACUUGGUGCUGUGCCUCCCACCAAUGGUUGGAUGUUGGAAUUGGGGUAUAAAGAGGGCAAUGGCAGUUCGACUGACAGCUUCAAGAAUGGAUACAGAAUAUACAUUUCUGGCGACACACUUCUUGUCGACGAACUCAAAGAAAUCCCAGAGCGAUACAAGGGUCAAAACAUCGAUCUCAUGUUGAUUCAUCUAGGCGGCACGACCAUCCCUUCACCAAAACUGCCAAUGUUGAUGGUAACAAUGGAUGCAAAGCAAGGAAUUGAGCUUGUGAGGAUGAUCAACCCUGACUUGACUAUCCCCAUCCACUACGAUGAUUACGAUGUGUUCUUGGAUCCCCUCGAGAACUUCAAGAAGGAGAUUGAGGAGGCGGGAUUGAGUCAGAAGGUUGUGUACCUGGAUCGUAAGGACCAGUAUAAGUUUGCUGUGCAGCAGGGACAGUGA
Aureobasidium namibiae CBS 147.97 is the source of this 1041-nucleotide messenger RNA. Its product is annotated as Metallo-hydrolase/oxidoreductase. The coding region runs from base 1 to 1041 and encodes 346 amino acids. NCBI's taxonomy places the organism in Eukaryota, Fungi, Ascomycota, Dothideomycetes, Dothideales, Saccotheciaceae. The transcript has 4 exons. The record is from RefSeq and is a predicted model, not a curated record.